Molecule: messenger RNA, 5213 nt
Organism: Capsaspora owczarzaki ATCC 30864
Lineage: Eukaryota; Filasterea; Ministeriida; Capsasporidae
Exons: 6
Coding region: 75-5129 (1684 amino acids)
Molecular function (GO): protein binding
Source: RefSeq, a predicted model, not a curated record
ACUCAAGCUCAAACUCAAGCUCAAGCUCAAACUCAAGCUCCAAGGCGAGCCAUCCGAGCGCUGGCGGAUCGCAGAUGCUGCCAACCGUGCUCGGCCACCUUGUUGGCGGUCAUCAGGGACGUGUAACAUGUGUUGCGUUCAGUCCUGCGCCGUCGCUGCAUGCUAUACUCGCAUCGGGUGGCGAAGACGGACGACUCGUGCUGUGGAAUGCCGCCACUCUGACGGCGGUGCGCCCUCGAGAUGCUGCUGCUGCUGCUGCUGCUGCUCAAUCGUCUCUCGAAUCAUCCAGCGAACCAACCCACCAAAGCGCCAUUGUGAGCCAAUCUGCUCAGUCAGUGCAGUGUGCAUAUCAUACUGGAAGCCAUGGAGAGAUUGUCGACGUUGGAUGGUGGUGGCCGUCAAAACAGCCAGCCCAACCACCAUCAAACCCCGGCUCGCUUCCGUUGCCAUUCGGCGACGCUGACGACUGGCUGGCGAUUGCAGACAAGACCGGCGGAAUCAUGGCAUUGCGACCACUGGCGUUGAUAAAUGCGCAGCAUGCGCAUCGCAAUGGCUCCAGUCCCUCUCCCGGACUAAAGUCUCGACGCCUUGUUCCUCAAGCCAACGUUCCCAUUGUAUGCAUCGCUUGCGCGCCUUACCAGCAAGGACUCCUCGCCGUGGGAUAUCGAAAUGGUCUGGUACUCUUGAUACAGCUGAACUCGGCAAAAUGCUUUACUGAUGCUGCUGGAAGUUCCGGCUCGUCGUCGUCGGGCAAAGGGACCAAAUCCGGUGGUGGAGCGGAUGACUUUUGCGUCGUGCGCCGACUGCACGCGCACGAGGACGAAGUCCACAGUCUAUCCUGGAGCCCAUUCCCCUUUGCCUCGACGUCCACUGAAGGCAACUGGCGAGCAGCUGCGAAUCCUGCCGGCUCCGAACCGCAACAACAACCUCCACUGCCACAACCACAACAACCUCCACUGCCACAACCCAUUCACCCCCUGCUAUCGUCGUCUCGAGACAAAACACUCAGAAUUUGGAACGGCGCCGAGGGCAAAGUGCUACAAACACUGAGUCUCCCCAAACCCCAAUUCGCAGGCAAGUCCAGCGGCAAUCCUGACGCAGCCCGCUUGUGGCUUGCUGCCAAAUGGUCGCCCUCGAAUCCGCACACGGUUGUCUGCAGCUCGUUUGGCGGAGAUGUCCUGCAGUGGGACGUGAGGAUGGCGUUUGCGCGCGAAACCUCAAAAACAACGUCGCUUCCCCCGCCCAAACGCAUGGCUGGGCAAGGCCACUCUCGCAUCGUGUUCGACCUCUGCUUUGCCGGGGGACCUGGGGACCAGGUCUUGUCGUUCGGAAUGGAUCGCACCAUUGUGCAGUGGAGCUUGUCACACGGCCGCUCGGAGUGGACGCUGCCCACGCUGGGUGGGUAUGUCUACGGCAUUUCUGCGGCAGCCCACGACCCGCGGCGCAUUGCGGUUGCCGUGGGCGACAAUACAAUCCGCGUUUGGUCCAUGUACUCGUCCUUGGCUGCAAAUGCAUCGGCCUCACCAGCAGCGCGCCAGUCGUCCGAUCUGCCCGUCUCCCGUCAGCUUCCGUUUGCAAAUGGCUCCUACGACACGAUCAUGCUUUGGAAGGGGCUGCAAGCCAAAGUGACGUGCGUUUCGUGGCACCCGUUUGAGUCGGGCACGCUGGCUUUCGGCACUCAGGACGGACACGUCGGCAUUGCGACGGUGCACACCAACAAGGUGCAGCUGUUUUCUUCAAGCCAUACCGAUGGGGUUUAUCGAGUGGCGUGGCUGACGCAGCAGCAACAGCAGCAACAGCAAGCAGCCAAGUCCGGAGGCGGGUUGGGAGGAGGACGAACUCGCAAAGGUAAAACCACGAUCAAAGCCAGCCAAAGUUCUGCUUCUUCAGAUGUCGAGGUCUCCGAGCUGAUGUCGGCCGGCGAAUCAAAGUCCACGCCGCUUGAAUCAUCACCACUCGAGGAAGGAUCUCAGGCGUGCACCACCGCGCCGUCGUCCGAGACACCGGUUGUGGAGCCAGUCGACGCUGCACCCGUUUCUCCCUUCUCUGCCGUCACGCUGUUUAGCAGCGGCGGUGAUGGCAAAAUCUACCUCCACGACCCAGCCAAUCCCUCCAGCAGUGCAAAAACCUGGACUUCGGUCGUGGCUGCUUCUGGAAUAUCUCCGCCUUCGACGGGCGCAGGCGCAAAGCCAAAGCGACAGUGCGAUAUUGCCGUCUCCGCCAACGCGUCGAGCAUUGCUGUCGCAUACUCUGAUGGCUCGGUCGAGUUGUUUGACCACUCGUCCACCAGCGGACUUGCUUCGGCGGGCGUCCUCCAUGAGCUCAAGAAAAGCAUCAAUGCGCUUGCUUGGAACCAUGCUUUUGUCGAUGGCGUGCCGAUGGCGGCCAACGACAGCAUUGUUCCAGGCCGCCUCUUGGCUGCUGGCGCGGACGAUGGCGCGUUGCACGUCUACAACUGCGCAGCUGCUCCAGCGCUACCCACCCUGUUCUGCAGCCUCGUGGGGCAUACUCGUCGAGUUACCGGAGUGUCGUGGAACCCUCACAAUCCAAUGCAACUCGUGUCGUGCUCGUACGACAGCUCGGUUCAGACAUGGCAACUCCCUCAAGGAUCGCCAUUGGCCAAUUACCGCGGCCACGCUGGGCGAGUCUUUUCUGUUCAGUGGCUAUUCAGUGAUUCCGACUGCAUUGCAUCCGGAGCGGAUGAUCAAACCGUUCGCGUGUGGAGGAUUUCGGCGCAGACCCGAUUUACCACACCUCCCUCCAAGGCCGAGCUGGCGGCGAGCGAAAAGCUCUGGGCACCAGCGCCACUGCCUUCCACAACUGCCGAAUUGCCUGGGAGUGCAACCUCGAAAAGCAGCAAUAGCAAGGGCAAGGGGACAUCAUCUCAGACGCCCGUGUCAUCGUCCGUUGUCCCGCAGCAAAUGGAUCCUGCCCCCGAUCCACGGCACGACGAAGCAGUCAAGUCUCCGCGUGCCACUCCCUCCGCUGAAGCACAUGCUGCGGCCGUCGCAUCGCUUUUGGAGCAAAGGGACUCCCAGGUGGCUUCCGUUUCGACCACGGCUCAAACUCUGACGGACGGCGUUUCUGCAGCUACCUCUUCAGGUGUGACCAUCCCAACAGACCCGUCUCCGACUUCGUCAGACGGCACCCUGCCUUCCAAGCCCAAGCCGGCGAAAAAGAAGCAGACAAAACAUCCGACGUCCGUCUUGCAGCUUGAUCGGGGACACGGCGAGACCAUUGCCUCGAUUCGCGCCAACGCUGUUCAACUUGCGCACACUCUUUUCGCAUCAGCAUCAUCGACUCACCAACCAUUGCCAAUAACUGCGAUUGACCCGUCCGAGACGUCCCUUCCGCCUCUUGCAGCAGUGGCUGCCGAGCCCGUCCCGGCCGUUGCUGCUGCUACUGCUGUGGAUCAUCGACACGCAUUGUUCCUCGGCAAGCGCGAAAUGUUUGACCUUUUAGACGCCGAAGAGCACCGUCACACCGAGGAGCAACACAUUCAACAACUGGUCCAAUUGCAUGUAUGGCGCGGCGAGUACGCAACUGCCAUUCAAAUUGCGCAAGACGCGGGUCAACUCGAUGCGAGCUUGAUUGCCCUGUCCCCUCUUGCGGGCCUGGAUAUCUGGAGAAAGGCUACGAUUGCUUACGCUCAAAAGCUGGCGCAACAGGGAGAGACUGUCCAGGCUGCUCUCCACUUUCUCGCUGUCGACCAACCACUGGAUGCUAUCGAGUGCUACAGUCGAGGCAAAAUGUUCCGCGAAGCGCUCGCAUUGGCCAGGAUGAGACUAAAUCCGCUGCAACAACAGUCUGUCUCUCGCAAGAUCCAUCUGUCCUGGGCGACUCUGUUGGAAGUCGAGGGUAACUUUGAACAAGCAGCCAAAUGUCAUCUGGCUCUUGGUGCCUAUCGGUAUGCGGCCCAGCUACUUGCCCGACGCGGGGACGUCCCUGCCUUGGACGCGGCGAUCGACAUUUGCACGACUGCGGCGAUCGAUUCCACGCCCUUCAUUGAAAAGCUCGCCCAAUUGCACGAAGCCGCAGGAAACACAUCACAUGCAGUCCGAGUCCUCAAAUCCAGUGCAGUUCAGCACCGAAUCUAUCCGUUGCUGGCAAACCUGGCGAGGAAGGACAUCCAUCCCGCCUCGGCAACGGGCCAGGUGGCCACGGAAUUUGAGCAGUUGCUUGUGCAACACGAUGUGGGCGCGGAUGCCCAUGUCGCGGCAGCGUUGGUGUCUCUGCAAGCAGAGCAUACGACUCAUAAGAGCUUGGACACCUCGGUCGAACUCGCCAUCGUUCUCAUGCAGUUACAUGCUGGCCACCAUGAGCUUGCUGCUAGCUCCUUUAUCGCGGCCGUGUCGAAAGCAUUCCAACGCGCGGAAGCGCUCACAUCCGAUGGGGCACUGUCCUCGCAAGUCACCGCCCUUGCUCUUGCUGUGAACUGGCCCGACUAUCACCGGUUUCUGUCGCCAGAUUCAAUCCGGGACAUGUCACUUUUGCAGGGAAUUUUGGCGCUGGGUCUGGCCGAUCCCACAUCCUCCGACCUGCCCAUCGAAUCCUUGCACACGGUCACGAGUGCAUGCUUCUCUGAUGUUGGCAUCAUUGCGACAACUUUGGAGAAGAUCGACGGCUUGGUCCAGAAGUCAUGGACGCAGGUUUCGCUUCGGCAGCGAAUUCAAGCCGCCGCGUCUGCUUCGAAGCCGGCUGCAUCGAGCUCGGGUAGUGCCUGCACUGCACAAGAAAUUGACUCUUUCCGGGCAACAAACUUGCCGGCCUGGCGCGCGCGCUUGACCGAUCUCGUGCAGCCAGUCUUUGCAGCGGGCAUUGCAAGCACGUUUACGGAGGCACGUCGAGCUGUACUCGAGGCGUUUGUCUGCGAAACACGGCAACUGCUCGAUCUUCCACCCGUGCAAACCUCUCUCAGCAAUCUCACGUACUUGCACGACGAGCUACAACUCGUUUUGCAGCCGCUUCGGCUUCUAUCUCCAGUCUCGAAAAUCCAACCAACAGCAUUGCUCCCCGUGGCGACGAGCGUCGUCUUCCGCUUUGCAUCCUUCCCAGAAGUGAGCAAGACCGAGGAGCCUCUUCAGCGUCAGUCUCAGGCGCUCUUCCGCAUGUUCCAGCUACUUCAGUGAUCCGUUCACCUCAACAGUUCCCGAUUUUGCACCGUACCAUUGAUAUCUCGUAUUGUACUGUAUUGUAAUAUUCUUUGACAUCUC